UCCAAACUUAUCAGUUGGUUAAAAAAGUAAAAAUUAAUAGACCCAACAAUUUAGGUUUUUGUAGUUCCGUUUCUUGUUUAUAAGGUACUAUUUUUUCAUUAUUUUAAAUUAAACAAUAAUGAAUAAUUAACUAUUUAAACAAAACAAUUACAGUAGUCUGCUUAAAAGUAUUCGUUAUUUUUCUGAUGAAUAUUUAACUCGUUAUCUACUUACAACACCCUAUAAGGAUUUGCUCAUAAUUUUGCCUUCAACACGUACAUUUGACAAAAAUAUACUCGUAUAUUCACGAUAUUGAAUAUAAUUUGUAAAGAAAAGAUUUCAACAAUGACAACAACACUAAAACCUUACCUGUCAGUUGUAAAGCAUUCGUUGGAUGCUGCUAUCUGUAUAAGCCAGUUUUACUCGCAAGUAGUUGAACGUCACAGCAAACCAGAAAUAGAAAUGCAAACCAACAGGGAGUUAAUAUUGACUCCAAUGUUAAUCAGUCGUAAUGAGCGAGAACGUGUUUUUAUUGAAAGCUCUAUAAAUUCAAUACGGGUGAGUAUAGCAAUUAAACAAUGUGAUGAGAUUGAGCGAUUACUGUGUGAUAAAUUCACACGAUUCAUGAUGAAAAGAGCAGAAAAUUUUUUCAUUCUAAGAAGGAAACCAAUUGCUGGAUAUGACAUAACAUUCCUAAUCACUAACAUGCAUGUGGAACAGAUGUACAGAAAUAAACUUAUUGAUUUCAUUAUUCGAUUUAUGGAAGAAAUUGACAAAGAAAUCAGUGAAAUGAAGUUGGCAAUCAAUGCAAGAGCUAGAAUUUGUUCAGAAGAGUUUCUCAAACAUUUUUAAAAGAAAAUUGUAUAACUAUCCAGUGUGCAUUAUUUUUUAUUUUCUACUGUAAUCAUUUUUUAUAUUGUAAAAUGUUGAAGUGCGUUUUUAUUUAAAGUUAUUAUAAGAUUAAAACACAGAAUAAAUUUAUUCUGUGAUUAAAAUCUAAAAUAUAGAUAAAUUAAUUUUCAUACAUGGUUAAUAGUUAAAAUACUUAAUCGAAAAAAUACUAUUAAAUGUUGGUGGCAUUAAUGCAUACAUUUUAAUAGUCUUUUUAUAUAUUUUAUUUCUUUUUUAUUAUUAUUAUUUUAUACUUAGUUCAGUUACAAAAAUAAUUUGAACUAACAUAUUGUUAUGGUAUGAAUACUAGAUACCAUUAUUUUACUUUUAUAAUUAUAUUAGUCAAAUAUAACAUACUAUCUAUUUAAAUAUUUUUUACAAAUACUUGUACAUGAAUGCAAUAAUAUAUAGUUUAAAGGUAAAAACAUAUCAUAAUCAUGAACUAAAAUAUAUGUCUGACCAGGUGAUAAGACUUAGUGUCCAGUCCUGUAUAUCUUAGUUCAUGAUCAUAAAUAAUUAUAAUUUAAUUUCAACCAUGUUUGUUAAAGUCUAUAGUCCAUGCCAAGAGUGAACGCAACUGCUCGCUGCCCAAAUUGUCUUCAGUUUGCCAAAAGUUGAUCUAAAACAUGCCACCGGUGACCACCAGAGUAAGCCGUGAAAUUUCAAAAGAUGACUGGUAGCAGCGGAGUAGAAAAAUUGGCCUCGCGACUACUCGAGUAAAUCAUUCGGAUGCGCAAAGCAGUUGUGUUCUCUUAUGGUGCGGAAAUAGAAUUGAGAAUAAAAAGAUAACAGAUUCAUUUUUAAAAAGUAUUAUUUAAACAAAUUCUUUGUAUUCAAAAGCAAUAAUUUAUUGUAAUUAAUUUUUAUUCAUAGAAAUGAAAUGUUUAACACUAAUUAUUUUUAUUAUCCUUCGUAAACUAUUAAAAAAAGUUCAACAGCUUUAAAUUUAAUUCAGUUAUAAUGUUUCAAAUUUAAUAUGACAUUUCACAGUCACUAAAAAUAGUGUAUGUAUAUUUUGGCAGAAAUCAAGGUUAUUCGCCUUAAAUUGUGUCUGUACUUAUCUAUUAAAUUAAAAAACACAUUUGAGAUAAUGCUCAAAUAUUUUGUUAAGUAUUAUUAUUAUAAAGUAAUUAAUUAGCUGUAGGCAGUUAUCUUUAUGAAGGUUAAUAUAAUAAUAUAAUCUUUUUGUAGAACU
Messenger RNA from Acyrthosiphon pisum (pea aphid), 2065 nucleotides. It is a transcript of the gene Arpc4, whose product is annotated as Actin-related protein 2/3 complex, subunit 4. Gene Ontology annotation, cellular component: Arp2/3 protein complex; actin cytoskeleton. Lineage: Eukaryota; Metazoa; Arthropoda; Insecta; Hemiptera; Aphididae. The record is from RefSeq and is a predicted model, not a curated record. The coding region runs from base 325 to 831 and encodes 168 amino acids. The transcript has 2 exons. Gene Ontology annotation, biological process: actin filament polymerization; Arp2/3 complex-mediated actin nucleation. Gene Ontology annotation, molecular function: actin filament binding.